AUGCGUCCUGGACACGCCGCGGGCAACGCGAACGAGGGCAGCCCCACCAAGCACGGCGCCGCUGACCCACUUACAUCGACAUCCCUGCCUGGUUCACACCCUCCUCCCGGCCGAACUACAUACUUCUUGACUCGCGAGAUAGACACUUCGCAGGCUCGGCCUGAGCAAAUCGAGGGCGUCCGGUCGUCUCCAGGCAUUGUACCAUCACUCCAGGACUUCCUAGACGAGUCAGCCGAGCCGUCCUCGAAGCGGCCCCGGACGUUGGACACUCGACGUAGAUCUACUAUCAAGCCUGUAUACCAUGAGCCUGCGCGGCGGCCGUCAAAUGCCGAGAUAUCAGCACAAUCGCCUGAGGAAAUAGAGCGAUCUGUGACGCCGUCACCUCUACCUUCCCAACCAUCAUUACCCAAUAGUCCUAAGUCGAUAUCCUCUCGCUCGAUACAGAAGUCCGAUGACGAGCACAUUAGCGAUGGUGCCUCCAGCCAGGCUAUUGCGUCGAGCGAAGAAGGCGAUGAGGAUGAAGAGUCAGAGCCAUCUGCACAGGUACAAGACAGUCAGCCAGAGCUGAUCAUGCCCAGUAUCAAGAUGCCAAGUCGGAGACCGUUCACUGCGAGGGGACAGCGGCUGGGGCGUUUCAAGAUACUCGUUGCUGGUCGCAAAGGCACGGGCAAGACGUCCCUUAUCAAGUCGAUAGUCCAGCUAUGCGAGGACAUUGUACAUGUGGACCCACUCUUAACGACUCAGAGUGGUGAGACGCCACGGAUCAUGGAGACUCACGCCAGCACACGCCCAUACCCAGCCUGGUGGUCUGAUCUAGACGAGAGCAGGAUCCUCAAGCGCCGGAAAAGCAUGGGCGACUCAGUCCUCGAACGCAACCUCUGUUUCGUCGACACCGCUAGUUCGAAACGGCUCGAUCACAUUGUAUAUUAUGCUGAGCAGCAGCUCAUGAAAGCGAUUGAUGCCACUACCACAGGGAGACAUGACUUUACCUCCAUGCUUAGUGGUCAGGGUGGGUCGCAGGUCGAUGUUAUACUGUAUCUUAUUUCUAAAGACUAUGCAAGCGAAGACCACGACCGAAUAAAGAGACUAUCAGAACUUUGUAACGUGGUUGCCCUGAUUGCACGAUCCGACCUGCUCUCUUCCGAGGAACGUCAAACUCUCAAAUCAGACCUCUCAAACGACAUCUCUGCUCUCCCUCGACUCCCACCAUUCAGCAUCCCCGAUCACGACUCGAACGCCGCAACAGCGACAGCUCCCUAUGCCAUCGCCUCCAUCAACGGUCCCGACCUAGACACAAUGGAUGCCUCCCUCCUCAUGUCGCCAGAAUACGUCCAACCGCUGCUCCCCUCCGAACUCAGCAUCCUCGUCGACAACCUGUUCUCCCCAGACACAGUCGCCUACCUCCGCCACACCUCCGCCAAGAAACUCCUGGCCUGGCACGCCAACAACCCCAAGCUCACCAAAACCCCUUCCGCUUCCACCGCCGCCUCCCUCCGCAACUCAACCCUCGCCUCCCCACAACUAACCUCAAUGAGCAACUCCGGCCUCCUCCCCCAAGGCUCGGAGCUGUCUCUGAACACAUCCAACAGCUACGCUCUCGCUAAAGUAGCCGACCAUUCCCAACGAGAAGAGCGGCUUGCACAGAUCAGGCUGUCCAAAUGGGCGAGCGAGCUUCAACUGUCCCUCCAGCGCGAGCGCGAGCGGUACGAGCGGCUAGCCCGGCAUGAACGGGCGCUGUGGCUGUUGCAGAGGAUGGGCGAGGAAUACCAAGAUGGCAUAUCGUUGCAUCAUCAUCAUCUGAGUCAUCGCAAGCUAUGGUCCGGAGAGGAGACGCGGAGAAGUCGCCUGUAA
Molecule: messenger RNA, 1851 nt
Organism: Cyphellophora attinorum
Lineage: Eukaryota; Fungi; Ascomycota; Eurotiomycetes; Chaetothyriales; Cyphellophoraceae
Exons: 3
Coding region: 1-1851 (616 amino acids)
Biological process (GO): cytoskeleton-dependent cytokinesis
Cellular component (GO): microtubule cytoskeleton; septin ring; cell division site
Molecular function (GO): molecular adaptor activity; GTP binding; GTPase activity
Source: RefSeq, a predicted model, not a curated record